Lichtheimia ornata is the source of this 2139-nucleotide messenger RNA. RefSeq lists its product as uncharacterized. The record is from RefSeq and is a predicted model, not a curated record. NCBI's taxonomy places the organism in Eukaryota, Fungi, Mucoromycota, Mucoromycetes, Mucorales, Lichtheimiaceae. The transcript is spliced from 3 exons. Bases 1 to 2139 code for a protein of 712 amino acids.
AUGUCCAACUUUCUUCCUUAUAACUUUACAACUCAACCUGUGUCAACGUCUCCAACAGUCUCAAGCACCAACAGGUCUCACGAAUUCAGUGCUACAGCAUCCCAUGCGGCUCAUACCUCGUCUUCCCAUCCAGCUACACUUGUCUUUCAACGACCAGAAUCAUCUUCACCCACUCUCCAAUCAACGCCAUCUUCUUCAUGUCUGUUUGUUCCUUCAGUGCCUUCACAUCAUUCCUUAACAGUUGCCGAAUGGGCUGGAACAACAAGGAAACCAAAGAAUGCGUCUUUAUUUCCUAGUGCACCUAUACCAGAGAGUGGUGAUUGGCAUGAUGUGCACAACAAUAUCAAACGGAUGGAUCAGUUAUAUGAUGCAACAUUCUACUCUUGGCUCAAGUCAGAAGACAACGUGCUUGUAACAGCAAUGUACUUGCAUCGGAUUGCCAAUGAAUAUCCUUUGGAGAGGAUCACAAAUGCCCUCAAAUGGCUGGUUGCUGAUUGGCGUUGGGAAAGCACAAGUAUUCUUGUUCGUCAUGUCACUGUGGAUUGGUGUGAUGAAGCGGGUGAUAUCAAACGAGCUUGCUUAUUACGAGACCUUACUCAGAAUUGGGCAACACAAUACACAGCUACGCUUAUCACUACCAUUCUUGCCACACCUCCCUAUGUAUCGACAACCAACGCCCAACGAGAACGCUUUUUACGCUCAUUUGCUCAGGAUUGGGACUUUUCAAAGCUCUCCGAAUUCUUCAUGUACCUACAAAGCAGAGCCAACAUUGAUUACAAGCUCAAAUGCAUCAUGUUACAAGAAGCUGCAAAGCGAGAACGUGAAACAUUGAGUGCCAAACUCUAUUCACGAAUGAAGAGGGCCAAAUCAAAAAAGCGACAAGAAAAGAGCAGCAUGCAACUUGAUAACAAUGCAACGCCAUCAGCAAUAGCAUCAUCAUCAUCAUCGACUACAGAGAACACAACCAAUCCUAGUAGCAACAGUUGCCAUGAUACCGGUGGUGGUGAGGGUGACGAUCCCAUGGAUAUGGAUGAUGAUGAUGAUACAACAGCCGAACCAAUGAAGGAUUUGGAACCAUGCACAGCAUCUGCAGCUUCGGUAACAACGGAUGAGCAAGUUGUUCGGGUGGCGAAUGAGGAUGGUGGUAACAGCGGAUCAUCGUCAUCAUCAUCUACCAGUAGUAGCAGCAACAGCAGUACUUGGAGACAUCAUCGACGAACAUCGAGCAAUGAUACCAGUGAUAUGAACAAACGCUUUCGAUUAUCUCGAUCGGAUUUGGAGCCUGGGGAAUCUGAGAAUUGUUCAUCCAGCUUGGCAACCGGUGCCAAUAGCAACAAUGCUACUUGUUCCACAAUGAAUGUUUCUACAAACACUACCACCACUACCACUACAGCUGCACCUUCUGUUGUUCCUUCAGAUACCAUUACCAAUACUAGAAGAGCAGCAACACCAGAUCACGCUUAUCGACCUCAUCGCCACCAUCACCAUCAUCUUCAUUAUCAUCACCAUAUCCGCUCUUCAGCCAUUGCCACCGCAUCCACCAGUUAUUCAGUAUCCAAUGAUACUAGCAGUAAUACUAACAGCAAUGAGCGGCAAACCAAUGAUGCGAAUGGGAUUGGGAGCGACUUUUCAAACUUGCACCUAGGUUUUGCAGCAGGGUCGAUGGCAGUUAAUAAUGCUAAUGCAUCAGCAAGUACAUCAACAACAUCCUCCACAACAACAUCUCAUCACCACCACCAUCGCCAUCACCAUCAUCAUCCAAUCCCUUCGUCUUCUCCUACAACUCCUACAACAUCUACUGCACCGCCCACUGCUUCUGCCACUUUUUCCAAUUCAUCCAGACAUACUUGUUAUCCAACUUCUUCCUCCGCAUCACAAUCCCAUUUACAAAUCCACAACUUUCGCCUACGUCGUCGUCGUUCCAGCUCUAGUUCAUCCACUGGAUCCACCGGAUCUAUAGGGUCUACUGUAUCCCAUCCUGCAACUACUACUACCACCACCACCACCACCACUACAUCCUCCUCAGCGUCUACCGCUACGCCAUCCAUGGAUCAACAACAAUCGCUUGAUGAUGAUGGAUCAUCCAAUAUGAAGAAACGAGCAACACCUGUCAACCAGGAAACUCAUGUCUAUCGCUAA